AUGGAGAGCCGCAGCAAGCGCCACUGCUGGGAGUGCCGCCGACGCUGUCUAGUAUGCGACUUCACAAAACCUGCGUGUAGGAGGUGCUCAGCAGCAGGUGUUGAAUGUCCCGGAUAUAGCCAAGUGAAACCAACAAGGCUCAAAUGGCUCACGCCUGGAAAAGUCACAUCUCGAAGUCGAAGACUAAAGGCAACGUCCCGGCUGGGUGAUACCAAGUCUGACUAUCCCCAAGCAACGGCUAUUGAAACAACAGAAAUUCUCGAUAUGAGGGUCCACGUGCCCCCGUUCAAGAUGAUGACCGACAUAUGCGCCCUUCCGCAAGCUGCCGAGUAUUUCAAUACUUGCAUUUACCCAGAUCUGGUUCCAAUCCACCAAUUCGGACAAAACCCUCAUAUUUACCCUCUCACUGCCAAGCAUCUCCGUGUAGGGGCCACGAUACCGGAGUAUGUCCAGUACGGCAUGGUCUGCAUGACCCUAAGCCAUCGGAUCAACCGCACAAGGACCGACCUGCAAGCCAGCGAGAUCUUGUUAGAGAGGUUCUACCUCUACUGGGGCCUUGCUACCCGCUCCCUCAGUGAAUAUCUCAACGUGGAAAAUGCGCGGACGAGUGACAUGGUGAUUGUGGGUAUAUUGACCCUCUUACUCGCUGACGUUCAGAACGGCACCCUGCUCAAUUGGCAAUGCCACAUGGAAGGUGUCCAUAAAGUGAUCUCGUUACGGGGCGGUUUUCACGCCGUGGCUGGGUCGAAAAGAUUGGAGCCGCUCUUGCUCGUCCUCUGGUCCGUCGCGGUGAUAGGGAACACGACAUGCCCAGUAUCAGACCUCUCCAUGACCGGUGUACAGCUAGAUGCCACAGAGGCCAUCAUGGAACAUUUUGCCAUCUCGGCGUCUCCCUUUCAUAUGUGUCCAUUGCAGUUGUACGGAGAGAUCAUCAGGAUCAACCACCUCCGAGCACGAGUCCUGAUUGCUAAGGCCAGUGAUAUUACGAGCGAAGCGGACGAGAUUUUGGAACGGAUCCACGACUUUUCACCAGAGAAAUGGGCCAAAUCCAAGCCGCAAUUCACGCCGUCGUCAACAGAGGAUUGGAUGCUCCUCGGAAGCGUCCAUCAAUCCGCUGUGGCAAUUUACUGCAUUCUUUCCUUGCAAAGCAUAUCGGUCUUUCCCACAUCCCAAGCCCUGAGAGCUCGCUGCGUCGCGCACCGUCAGAUCCUACAAACGCUCUUGCAGAGGGCUCUGCCAUGUCCAAAAAUGAAGCGGUUCAUAAUCUGGCCUUUGGUACUUCUGGGGGUGGAGGCCGUCCAUGCUGGCACUGAGGUGCGCAACUUCGUUGCGAAACAUUUGCCGCAGCUGAGCCGUGACUUGGGAACUUCCGUACCUCUUACGGCGAAAUAUGUCCUCGAGAGGUUUUGGGGUUCCGGCGAGACGAGGUGGGAUAUGUGUUUCGACAGGCCGUAUGUCUUUACGGCGCAGCUUGCUGUUGACACAAGCAGGCUGGCGGUGUAUGACGAGUGUUGA
Colletotrichum truncatum is the source of this 1515-nucleotide messenger RNA. RefSeq lists its product as uncharacterized. Gene Ontology annotation, biological process: positive regulation of transcription by RNA polymerase II. Gene Ontology annotation, molecular function: transcription cis-regulatory region binding; zinc ion binding; DNA-binding transcription factor activity, RNA polymerase II-specific. Lineage: Eukaryota; Fungi; Ascomycota; Sordariomycetes; Glomerellales; Glomerellaceae. Gene Ontology annotation, cellular component: nucleus. The record is from RefSeq and is a predicted model, not a curated record.